CUAACCAUCGCAAUUCGCAAUGAAGAAAGGGAUAAAGUGGAAGUUGGCAGCUUCUUCCAGCUCACACCUCUGUUUCUCCUUCCUCUCUAUUUAUCUAUCGUGUGGUGUAGAGCAGAACACAAAGCCAAAGAAGCUCUUCUUCCCACCCUGCCUUCUCUCUGCCGCCAAAUCUACAAUGGCAGCGGUUGCUCCGGUGAAGGUCUACGGCCCGCCGCUGUCGACGGCGGUGUCGAGGGUGCUGGCUUGCUUGAUAGAGAAGGACGUGGCGUUCCAGCUCGUCCCCGUCAGUAUGGCCAAAGGGGAGCACAAGAAGCCUGAUUUCCUCAAGCUCCAGCCUUUCGGCCAAGUCCCUGCCUUUCAAGACGACUCCAUUUCCCUCUUCGAGUCGAGAGCAAUCUGCCGGUACAUAUGUGAGAAGUACCCCGACAAGGGCAACACGGCGCUCUACCCUGCAAACCCACUAGCCAAGGCCUCGGUCGACCAGUGGCUGGAGGCCGAGUCGCAGAGCUUCAACCCGCCCAGCGGGGCACUCGUGUUCCAGCUGGCAUUCGCCCCUCGAAUGAAGAUCCCUCAGGACCAGAAAGCCAUCAAGCUGAACCAGGAUAAGCUGAAGAAAGUGCUGGAUGUGUACGAGAAGAGACUGUCGGAGAGCAAGUUCCUGGCCGGAGAUGAGUUCUCGUUGGCCGAUCUUUCUCAUCUGCCGAAUGCGGAUUACUUGGUGGAUGUGGCUGGGAAGGGGGAGGUGUUUGGUUCGAGGGAGAAUGUCGGGAGGUGGUGGGAGGAAAUCUCCGGGAGGGAGGCUUGGAACAAGGUCAAGGAGUUGAGGAAGAGUGCCUGAGCUUGACUCUGUUUUCCCCUUUCUUUAAAGAAAUAAUGAGUGCCCUUUCUUGAUUGUGAUAAUCCUUCAAAUGAAAAGUUAUGAAUUGAUAGACGAACCACGAUUUAAUCUUUUGUAAUCUUCCAUGUAUUUUGUUCAUUGUAAUGGGAGUGGCAUAUAAAUUCAAUAUUUGAUAAAAGGAAUUAGUACCUGACGGAAAAAGGUUGAAGUUUUAGGAAAUGAAAGACUCUCAACCUAACGAAAAGAGAAAGUAGUAUCUCGUCUUUAUACACUUCAAGAAGAACUAUAACAGGAUUCAAUUCAACAAUCGCCAUCUACACAAUAGCACAAUGUCCUGCUAAGAGUACAUAAAGCAUAUCAUACUUUCAGUCUAGAUUUGGUUUUACACUUGAUUGAUUUAUCUAAAAGGAGAAGGAAGUCGUGUUAUGUGAAAAACUUCAAGCUAUCUUAAACAUUCCAUUCCCAGAUGCCUUUCUUUCCUACAGGCAGCCUGAAUGAAACGACUGUUGUUUCGAUUAAGUUGGACGGCGAAACUUACACAGAGAGCAACAGCAUGAUGAUUGUGCGUCUCCACAGUGUCUACAAAUUCAGAUCCUAUGAUGUUUGGAAUCUUGAUAUACAUUAUGCACACACUAGAGUUAAAAACAUAGGAAUGGCUGGCAUGACAUCAGAGGAGAUUGAAAAUCUAGUGUAAGAGUACAGAAACAAUAAGCAAACCCUGAAGCUGGCAUUGAUUUGAGGGUUAAACCAAAAGACACAUAGAAGUACAUAGGAUAGAUUUAGUAGAGACUAGAGAGCCAGGUCAUUGAUGUGCUCAAUAUAGUUAACUACGAGGG
Molecule: messenger RNA, 1674 nt
Organism: Linum trigynum
Lineage: Eukaryota; Viridiplantae; Streptophyta; Magnoliopsida; Malpighiales; Linaceae
Source: the annotation of a GenBank genome assembly